Molecule: messenger RNA, 1160 nt
Organism: Aspergillus saccharolyticus JOP 1030-1
Lineage: Eukaryota; Fungi; Ascomycota; Eurotiomycetes; Eurotiales; Aspergillaceae
Exons: 5
Coding region: 165-989 (274 amino acids)
Cellular component (GO): cytoplasm
Molecular function (GO): phosphatase activity
Source: RefSeq, a predicted model, not a curated record
CUCAAGGUUCUUCUUUCUCGACCUCCUCGUGUUUUUCUCAUCCUUCCUUGCUACUUACUGUCUUGUUUCGCUUUCCCCCUCCUGUGAGACAUUUAGAAGUUUCAUCUAUACGAACCUUAGAUAGAAAUACAAGCCAUCAUCCACCUGGUAGACCAUUACCAAUCAUGCCUCCCAUCGUCCACUGCGUCCGUCACGCCCAGGGCGUCCACAACCUGUGUACCGCCAACCACGUCAUCCACGACCCCCUCCUCACCGAUCUGGGCAAUGAGCAAUGCCGCACGCUGCGCGACAGCUUCGCCCGCCACGAGCACAUCGAUCUCAUCACGGCCUCCCCUCUCCGCCGCACCAUCUACACCGCGCUCCAGAGCUUCGAGCCCGUCUUCCAGGCCCGCCCUAAUCUGAAAGUGAUUGCGCUCCCCGACACCCAAGAGACCAGUGAUGUGGCGUGCGACACGGGUAGUGAACCGGAUGCUCUGCGCAAGGAGAUGGAAGGCAAGCCCGUCGAUUUGAGCUGGGUGUAUGAAGGCUGGAACGUAAAGUCGGGUCGAUUUGCACCCACCAACAAAGCGAUCAAGGACCGGGCGCGUGCGGCGAGACGGUGGUUGAAGGGUCGGCCGGAGAAGGAGAUUGUUCUGGUCACGCAUGGAGGGUUCUUGCAUUACUUUACGGAGGAUUGGGAGGAUAGCAGUCAGUUUCAGGGAACCGGCUGGACUAACACCGAGUACCGCACGUAUGUGUUCUCGGAGGAGGAGGAUCGGGACGAUCUCGAAGGGUAUGCUCUCGAUGGGGACAAUGCGACUUUGGUCGAGACGUUGGAGUCGCGGCAGCGCCGUGGGAAGUCGGGACCGAUGCCGAGCCGGGAGCAGCAGAAGACGCUCUAUAAGAUCGGGACGCAGGGAUGGGAUGAUCAGGGGCUGCAGCUGAGUACGGCGGAGCGCGAGGCUGCCAAGGUGCCUGAGGGUCAGGAAAUCGAAGGGGUCCGUGCUUAGACGGUAUAGAACGGUUUGCUUGAAGAUUAGAGGGAGUUGUCGAAAUCGUUGGUAUAGUAGAUAUUGCAUGAAAGAGUACAUACCUUUGACCAAUUUUGGCAUUUCGUUUCAUGAAGAUGUUUCUGAGAUGUUUUCUGGUCUGCCAACUAUGAUUAGACAAUGACAUUGUCC